UCAGGAAGCAGAAGCAGCAGCAGCAGCAGGUCAGACAUGGAAGGUGGCGCCGACGACGACAUGGCGGACGGAAUGCAAUGCAGCGACCAUCCUUACAGAACCAACCCUCACGGCAUCUGUGCUCUCUGCCUCCAAGAGAAGCUCGGCAAGCUCCUCUCCUCCUCCCUCCCUCUCCCUCUCCGUCCUUCCUCCUCCUCCUCCCCCCCUUCUCCUUCCUCCUUCAGAUCCGACCUCCUUCCUCCGCCCUCCUCCUCCUCCUCCUCCUCCUACUCUCGCCAUCCUUCUUCUUCCCUCUCCCUCCCUCAAUCCCAACCCAACAAUGGAUAUCAUCACCACUCCCACCGCCCUCGUCUCCUUUUUCUCUCUACCAAGAAGAAGGCCAAGAAGAAACCUUCUGUUGCUCCUUCUUCUUCCUCUUCCUCCGCCGCCACGGCUUCCUCCGACGUCGUCUUCAAGCGAAGCAAGUCUACCGCCACUCCUAGAAGAGGCAGGCUCUUGGAUGACCCAGGGGAUAGCCCUAGAAAAAGGAACGGGUUCUGGUCUUUUCUUCAUCUCUCUUCCAAGUCAUCAUCCUCCUCUGUUUCCGGGAAGAAAUUAGACGCCAAGAGCCUUAGAGACGGAAAUAUCAGCUCCUCCGGGCAACAGAAGGAGAAGUGCGAGGGAUCGUCUUUGGGAGCAAGAAAGAUUGACAUUGUUGUGGAAGACGACGAGACAUGUAAUAGCCGGCAAACCUCUGCUUCUUCCUUCGAGCGCAAAGUUUCGAGAUCCAGAUCUGUUGGUUGUGGAAGCAGAAGCUUCUCUGGCGAUUUCUUCGAGAGAAUAUCCACCGGCUUCGGAGAUUGCGCUCUCAGGAGGGUCGAAUCUCAGCGCGAAGGGAAGCCCAAAGUCGCCCGCGGCAGCAGCGGCGGCGACCACCACCACCACCACCAUUCCAUGAAAGAAAGAGCGAGGUGCGCAGGAUUAUUCAGUGGCUUCAUGAUGAACUCGUCUUCGUCAUCAUCAUCAUCUUCGUCUUACCUGGUUUCAUCCUCGAACGACGAUCAAACCACGGGCAGAAAAUCAGAAUCUAUGGCUCUGUCUCAGAGCAGAGGAAGGUAUUGGGGCUGGGCAUUCGCCAGCCCCAUGAGAGUCUUCACCGCCAAACCUUCAAAUUCCAAAGACGUCAAGAACAACGCCACGCCAAAUCUGUCUGCUAUUCCUUCCUUGCUUGCUGUCAGAGGCUGAAGAAUCCAAAAAAGGAAAAAAGAAAAAUCCAUCUUGGAGUCAAGAUGAUUCACGCUUACUACAUCAUAUAUCGUUACUUAACCAGCAUGUUAAAUUCUUAAAUUUUCGCUAAUUAUGUAAUGCAAUACUCUCGUUUUCCAUGCAAUUUUCUGGGAAAGCUGUUACCUGUUUGUUCAUAUUCAGAUGGUUAUGAUGGGUGUGUUUGGAGAAUGCGAAAAUAAAAUGAGAUGGAAAUAGGAGAUUGGGCUGAGCGUGAUGGAUUUAGCAGUUUACUUACAAAUGGUUGUAUGUAUUCAUUGGAAAUUGCAGAAAGUUUAGUGGGAAGUGCAUGUACGGUUACAUGAAUAGUGCCUGGGAAAUAUCCCCAAGGUGCAUGAUUCAGCCCUCAGCGUGUUAAUAAUCAUGAUGUCUCUUC
Molecule: messenger RNA, 1639 nt
Organism: Neltuma alba
Lineage: Eukaryota; Viridiplantae; Streptophyta; Magnoliopsida; Fabales; Fabaceae
Exons: 1
Coding region: 37-1224 (395 amino acids)
Source: RefSeq, a predicted model, not a curated record